UUCCCUCUCUUUUAAGCUUUAUCCGCUUCCAAAAAUUUAAGUUUUGUGCCACCCAGGUUGAAUUUAAUCAAGUUUAUUUUACGGGUUUUAUAAAAUGCCCUAUAAUUUUCAAAAAUUUAUAUUUUUACUUUUGCAGAACAAUUCGCUAAACAAUUCUUUAUCAAAUCUUUAUCUUAUCUUUAUCAAAAAUGGAGAAACAAUUGUCUUUUUUCUUAGGAGUAGCUAUUGGUGCUACUAUUCCGUCGUGCCUUUAUUUCUUCAUUUUUAAAAAGAAUUCUGGAAAAAAAUCCAGUUCUUCAGCUUCUUCAAUUUUCAAUAUGGAGCCAAUUACCAGCUUAAACCUCAGUCAAAGCGAAACAUUAUACAAUUUAAAUUGUUGUUCAAUCAAUACGGAUGAAGACAAACCGACUCCAUCUGAUGCAGACCUGCACCGCGUGGCCAUCCACGAGGCUGGUCACGUGGUUGCUAGUUUUUUUUGUGAAACUACAGCAAAGGCGAUAAAGGUGACAAUUGUAUUGGAAGGCAAUCGACUUGGCCUUACUACUUUUGCAAAUAGAGCAAAUAUUUCUUGGACUGCUGAGGAAUGUUUUGAGAAAAUGAUGACUUUUCUCGCUGGAAUGGCAGCAGAAGAAUUAUUUAUUAAGAAGGAUUCAAAAAUGGCUCAAUAUUUAAGUCAAAUGCGAAUCAGAAAUUGCUCAAGCAAUUGUCAAGAAGAUUUAGCCAAAGUCUACAAUUUGGCUAAAGAGAUGACAAUGAAAUAUGGAAUGAACCCAGAGAUUGGCCCUAUUGGUAUUGGUGAUUUUAGUACAGAAGAAAUGGAAGCAAAAGUUCUCAUCCACGCUGGGAACUUGGCUAAAUUGGCUUAUGACAAAUGUUUGGAACUAAUUGCUGACAAGGAAAUUUUUGUAAAGAAAGUUGCUGCCCGCCUUUUGGAAAACAAUACAAUUGAAGAAAAGGAAUUGAAUGAGUAUGUUUUACAAAUAAAUAAAAAUAUUUAA
Meloidogyne enterolobii is the source of this 998-nucleotide messenger RNA. NCBI's taxonomy places the organism in Eukaryota, Metazoa, Nematoda, Chromadorea, Rhabditida, Meloidogynidae. The record is from the annotation of a GenBank genome assembly.